AUGCCGGCGGUCGGACUGAUGUUGGACCCGUUUCAGGAGGGGGAAGAUCUCGAUUUCGGAAUCGAAGCGGCCAUCAAAAUUGGCUACCGAUUAAUCGAUUGCACGCAUAGGAAUUUAAACUAUCGAAAAGUCGGAAAUGUGUUUCACUCUAUCCUUAACAGAAAAAUUGUCCAAGUUUGUGCCUGAAGGCCUAAUAUUUCCGAAUUCCCUUAAUUUUCAGAGAGAAGAGCUUUUCAUCAUUGCCUCCUAUAACAACGCGGCCUAUCGGAAACUGGAAGCAGCUGAGAGAAUGGAGCGAAUGAUUCGAGAUCUCCAAUGCGAAUAUGUGAAUGUGGUCAUGAUCGAUCGUCCCGCAGAGUUCGACGAGACGAUCAGCGAUGGAAAAGGGCCACGUGUUGAUGUGAACGUGGCGGUGCUCAGUGAUUACGAAUUGAUGGCGAGGCCGAUCAAGAAGGCGUUCGUGCAGCUCGACUGUGAAAUUGUCGACGAAACCGUGCUCGCCGUCGGGCUGAACGGAUUCUCGAAGGAGGAAAUCCGCAAAAUCCGCGACUAUUUCGAUCCAGCCGUCGUCAAAUUGGACAUUUCUCCCUAUUUUCAAGAGAAAGAAAUUCGCGAAUAUUGCGAGAGACUCGGAAUUAUCGUCAUCGGAUACACGUCAGACGUCGAGAGGGAGAUACCCCAGGGCAUUCAGGUUCCGCCCCCGAUUCUCGAGAAUCCCAUCGUUUUGUCGGCGGCGUUUGAUGUUCAGCGUAGCCCGAGGCAGGUCGUUUUCAGAUGGUUUUUGGACAAUGCAAUGGCCAUUGUGAGCAGACAUGGAUCGCGCAGUAAGGAAACAUUUAGUCGGCAAUGCUAACUCAUUUUCAGAAAAACUGUGCGAUAUUCUGGAGAUUCAAAACUUCCACCUAUAUCCAAGUCACAUGCACGAAUUCGACGGAAUGGACGUGCUGACCUACUCCAACUCUUUCCAAGUUUUACGUGCGUCUCAACUGUGUCUUAACAUCUAAAAUGUAGUAUUUCAGAGAAUGCGCGCAACGGAGUCAUCCAAAUCCCAAAUUUGAGAAUGAAAAACGGCCGGUCGAUCCCUCAGCUGGGACUUGCCACGUGGCAUCACGUCGCCGAAACGUCGUGCAUCGACGAGAGGCGCGGCCUUGCACUGGCCCUUGAAUCGGGCUUCCGACACAUUGAUUGCGCGCAGGUCUACGCCAAUUUGAAGGAUAUCGGACACAUUUUGCAGAAAUUCCUCAGAAGCGGUCAUUCGGUAGCGGAUUGUUGUGAAUUCCUCUUGAAUUCCGGGCUUUUUUUCAGCGCGAAGAGCUAUUCAUCACGUCGAAAGUGUGGAACACAUACCAUUCGUACGACAGGUGCAUCGAAGCGGUCGACGAGAGUUUGGCCGAUUUGCAACUGGACUACCUCGACCUGAUGCUCAUCCACUGGCCGUACGGAAUGAAAGAGGACGGCGGGAUGCGAACGACCGAGUACUCGAAAAUCGAUUACCUCGAAACGUGGAAGGCGCUCGAACAGUGUGUGGUGGAAGGAAAAGUGCGCACGAUCGGAGUGUGCAACUUCAAUCAGAAACAGCUGGAACGCCUUCUCGAGCACGCCAUCAUCUAUCCGUGCGUCGUGCAGGCCGAGCUCUCCGUCUCCUUCAAGAGAAGCCUUCCGAUUCUGCACUGGUGCCGCGAGAGGGACAUUGUCUUCGAAGCGAUGUGGCCGUUCGGCAAAGAGAGCACGGAGAAAACGACGACGCCGGGAGUGAACGAGAUGCAGAUUCUGAAGGAGAUGAGCGCACAGAUGCACAAGGUUACUCUUUCUUGUUUGCCCAAAAUUUAAAAAAAAAUUAUUUUCAGACUCCACGCCAAAUCGCGAUCCGCUGGCUUCUGGAAAAAGGCGCCGUCGUACUGCCACGUGGAUACAAGCUCGGUAAGAACUUGAACCAGAAUGCCGAAUCGGUUCAAGCGUAUUGCAGAAGAGCAAAGCGAUUAUUUGGACACGCUCAACUUCCGUCUCUCGCCGGAAGAUGCCAGAAUUCUGGACUCCACUACCAACUCAUAUCCGACGCUCAACGAUGGCGUAUUCAAUCAACACCAUCCACUCUGGCCGUAUUAA
Caenorhabditis sp. 36 PRJEB53466 is the source of this 2106-nucleotide messenger RNA. NCBI's taxonomy places the organism in Eukaryota, Metazoa, Nematoda, Chromadorea, Rhabditida, Rhabditidae. The record is from the annotation of a GenBank genome assembly.